Messenger RNA from Hevea brasiliensis (rubber tree), 972 nucleotides. RefSeq names its product GCN5-related N-acetyltransferase 8. NCBI's taxonomy places the organism in Eukaryota, Viridiplantae, Streptophyta, Magnoliopsida, Malpighiales, Euphorbiaceae. Gene Ontology annotation, molecular function: N-acetyltransferase activity. The coding region runs from base 68 to 766 and encodes 232 amino acids. The record is from RefSeq and is a predicted model, not a curated record. The transcript has a single exon.
CACCCACUGGCCAAAUCCUUUACAUUACAGGUCUAGAAACUCCCCAUUGUUCGCAUCAUCCAGCAAAAUGGCAGCAGCUGCUCCCCCGCCUCCUCCAUCCCCUGCCCCGGAGGCUCCCACCGGCCUCCCUGACUCUGACUCCGUCCCAGUUGGCCACCCUCUCUUCUCCAGGAUCCGCCUCGCAACCCCCGCCGAUGUCCCUUGCAUUCACAAAAUGAUCCACCAAAUGGCUGUCUUCGAGCGCCUCGCUCAUCACUGCAUCGCCACCGAAUCCUCCCUCUCCGCCACCCUCUUCAACAACCCGCCUUUCCAAUCAUUUACCGUCUUCCUCCUGGAGGUUUCCCCCAACCCUCUUCCCAAAAUCGCCUUCCCAAAGUUCACACCCAUUGAGCGUAUCAUCCAGCUCGACCUUCCUGUCAUCGACCCAGAAGCCGAAUUAUUCAAGAGUGGAACUAAUGACGUAGUGGUAGCUGGGUUCGUCCUCUUCUUCCCUAACUAUUCGACGUUCCUAGCGAAGCCAGGCUUGUACGUGGAGGAUCUGUUCGUGAGGGAGUGUUACAGAAGGAAAGGAAUGGGGAAGAUGCUGCUAUCGGCGGUGGCUGCUCAGGCCGUGAAAAUGGGAUAUGGGAGAGUGGAGUGGACGGUGCUGGAUUGGAAUGUAAAUGCUAUUAAGUUUUAUGAAGAGAUGGGUGCGAAGGUUUUGACAGAUUGGAGGAUUUGCAGGUUGACUGGUGAAGCUCUUGAGGCUUAUCGUGAUGCCAUUUGAGGUUUGCCGGACAAGUAUAGGGUUAUGGCUUUGUGGGGUUUUUAUUUGGUUUUAAGGUGAGCUAAAAUGAUACUGUAAUGAAUGAAAAUUGGUGAAGAAGAAGAAUGUGAGGUUUUAGUUAUAUGCUAUAAUAUAUGUUUUUUCUGCAAGUAAUUUCAACUGUUUGUGAAAUUUUUGCUUUCAAUGAGAUUAGAUUUCUAAAGAAA